Messenger RNA from Tilletiopsis washingtonensis, 780 nucleotides. Its product is annotated as FAD-linked reductase. The annotation marks the transcript as partial. The record is from RefSeq and is a predicted model, not a curated record. Gene Ontology annotation, molecular function: FAD binding; D-amino-acid oxidase activity. Lineage: Eukaryota; Fungi; Basidiomycota; Exobasidiomycetes; Entylomatales. The transcript has 6 exons.
GUCGUCGUGGGCGCCGGCGUCAUCGGCCUCACGGCGGCGCUCGAGCUGCGCGCCCACGGGCACGCGGUGCACGUCGUGGCGCGCGACAUGCCGCACGACGCAGCCUCGACGCAGUUUGCCUCGCCCUGGGCCGGCGCCAACUGCGUCUCGUACGCCGCCGACGACGACCUGCUGCAGCAGCGCUGGGAGCGCACGACCUGGAAGCGGCUCGCAGGCAUCAGUCGGAGACACCCAGACCUUGUGCAGAAGAUCCCGUUCGAGCUCUACUCCGCCUAUCUGGCGGCGAACCAGCCGUGGUGGAAGGACAGUGAGUGCGGUGCCGGCACAUCUCUGAUGCAGCCUGACACGGCCCUCAUCGUGAACGCCUCGGCGCUGGGCAGUCGGUGGCUGGCGGAUGUGCUCGACGAGAAGGUCGUGCCGGCGCGUGGUCAGACGGUGCUCGUGCGGGCGCCAGACGUGCGGCUUAUGGAGGAGGCGGCCAAGUCGCAGCCGACCUACAUCAUCCCUCGCGCGGGCAGCGGCCAGGUCAUUCUCGGCGGCACGUUCGAGGCUGGCUGGGCUAACGAGGCGGUGAUCAAUGAGGCGACCACGGACCGCAUCCUCGCCGACUGCACUCGGCUGUGUCCGGCACUGGCCGAGUGCGAGGUGAUCAGUGUCAAUGUCGGCCUGCGCCCGGUGCGGCUCGGGGGCACGCGCCUCGAGCCUGACCGCCUGGCGAAUGGCGUCGACGUGGUGCACUGCUACGGUGCCGGGCCAGCGGGCUACCAGCAGUCAUGGGGC